GAGCAUUCUUUCGAUCUCCGGCAUCAUUCCUUCUUCUCGCACACGUUUCGUCACAUUCCAUCCAACCGUAUCGGCGCAUUCUUCACACCCGCUCAUUACACCUUGUGAUCUGAGAGCUAGUCGACUCUCAGAGUCCUCACCUUGUUACAGUAUCAGACCGCUCGUCGUCGGGUGGUGUCCGACAGAGUGAGCCGCACCGGACGCUUAACACUCCUUCUCGGAGUCCCGAGAAGCGAGUCAUACUGUGAGAGGAAAGGACCGACUACCGGACCGAGAUGGCAGGAAUAGGCGCCAAGAUAUCCCGGCUUCUGCCGUUAGUCGGGUAUCACCACGUGCUGAUGGUUAUCAUCGCAGUUGCCAUCAUUCUUCUAUCUCUACUAUUGGCCGGGUGCUCAUCGUCCUCCCCACAAAUUCCCGACAUAUUCCUGAUCUCACUAUACUAUGAGCGCUAUAAACCGACGUUCAAUCUCGCCCAGGUCGAUCCCGGAGUAGUGACGGCAACGGCGAAUAUUGUGGGAGGGGCACAAAUGGAGGUUCGCGUGGGCUAUUUCGGAAUCUGCGUGCAGCCAGACGACGGAUCCUACAUUUGCAACUCGAAUGCGACAGCAUUGGCGGAGAUUGUUACGGUUGAUCAGGACCCAUUGAACCUGAUUUGGGUGGCGUCAACAUUCAAGGAUGCGGUUGUGUUUCCAUACCUUAUGAUCAUUGCCGUCAUUCUAGCCUUCUUCUGCUUUAUCCUGCUCGCAACCUUCCCCGGCUGGCACGAUGAGCUAGACGCCAACGGUGCCGAAGUCGAGUCCAAGCCCUUCCCAUCGCGGCCGGUCUCCCAAGCAGCACUGGCCCUUAUCUUCGUGUCUUCGGUAUUUGUGCUUGUCUCUGUGCUAUGGCAGCACACGGCUUCCGUAGCCGCAAGCACCAUCGCUCAAGACAUGGGCAACGGAAGUGUCAAGAGUGGCGUAGGAACGUCCGCCAUGGUUCUUGGCUGGUUUGGAUUCGGUCUCCUAGUGGUCGUGACAAUAGGGCUGCUGGUUAUGAUUCUCAGCAUCAACUUGAUACAGCAGUUGACAGACGAAGCAUAGCCCCGCAUGGCCUACGUUUCUUAUAUUCUUAUUGUUUGGUUUUGGCUUUUCUUUCGACCCGCUACACACCCCCUCCUCCCCGACUUAACGACACGAAUACAUACGAACGGCACAGCAUGAAUAAUUACGAACGACCUCUGAUUUUGAAUGGAUAUGUUAUGGAUUAUAUGGAC
This is a messenger RNA of Aspergillus ibericus CBS 121593, 1252 nucleotides long. RefSeq names its product Fig1 domain-containing protein. Gene Ontology annotation, biological process: conjugation with cellular fusion. Bases 276 to 1079 code for a protein of 267 amino acids. The record is from RefSeq and is a predicted model, not a curated record. Gene Ontology annotation, cellular component: membrane; mating projection tip. The transcript is spliced from 4 exons. NCBI's taxonomy places the organism in Eukaryota, Fungi, Ascomycota, Eurotiomycetes, Eurotiales, Aspergillaceae.